Penicillium macrosclerotiorum is the source of this 2742-nucleotide messenger RNA. Its product is annotated as putative voltage-gated chloride channel (ClcA). The record is from RefSeq and is a predicted model, not a curated record. The coding region runs from base 1 to 2742 and encodes 913 amino acids. Gene Ontology annotation, molecular function: voltage-gated chloride channel activity. The transcript is spliced from 3 exons. Lineage: Eukaryota; Fungi; Ascomycota; Eurotiomycetes; Eurotiales; Aspergillaceae. Gene Ontology annotation, biological process: transmembrane transport; chloride transport. Gene Ontology annotation, cellular component: membrane; Golgi apparatus; early endosome.
AUGCCUCGCUCCGUACCUCAAUUCAGCUCCACCUCUCGCAGUGAGCAGGACGAUCCGGACCCCGAUCAAAUGCACACUACGCGCACCGCGCCGCCAUCUCCGUCGGCCUACCGCCGAGCACAGAGCUACCUGUCCGAGCCGCACACGGGCUACCAAUCUCUGGAGGAACACCUCGAUAUCGGCGAAACAACUAGCUUGCUUGACCCGGGGCUUGAACGACGAGCUCCCCGACGAUCCUAUACCAGCAUCUCCGGCGUCUCCGGCCCGGAGACGGGGCCGGACUCCCUACGCUACCUCCUGACCGCGGGAAGUCUCCGCCGACUCCGCAAUCACAGCCGGACAAAUUCACAAGGCAGGCGAUUAAGUCGCCGAGGAAGCUCAGGCGACGAAGGACGACCGGCGAGUCUACCGCCGUCGGCUAAGGAUGGCCUGACGGCGUCGUCCUUUCUCGAUGAACGCACGUGGUACGACCAGUUUACCUCGACCGACUGGGUGCACGAUAGCAUUGCCGAUGGAGCACGUCUGCGUCAACUACGUCAGCGAAAAGAUGUCCGGGGCCGGCUGCUGGCCUGGUUUGACGGCGCACAGGGAUGGAUUUUAGUUGCACUGACGGGGUGCAUUACCGCAGCGAUUGCGUACUUUGUGGAUGUCACCGAGGAGCCGGUGUUUGACUUGAAAAUGGGAUUCUGCUCACAUAAGUUGUUUGCCAGCAAGAACAAGUGCUGCGAUGGUGCAGAAAUGUGCACGAAUUGGCGGUCUUGGAGUCAAAUCUUCGGGUCAUCAGACUAUGACAAUCAAUGGGUCAAUUUCUCGAUGUUUGUCUUUUGGGUCGUGGUUCUCACCAUGAUCUCAUGUUUCCUGACACUGCUUACGAAGACGGUGGUCCCAUCGUCCAUCUCCCUGACGACACUUGAUGAGAACCUCGGUGCCGAGUCCCGCGGCACAAAGCGCAAUACAGACACCGCUGGUAUUGGUUCUCCCGCCUCCCAAACCAGUCCACAUGGGACGUUCCCCACUCUUCCUCCACGCCCAGCGAUGGUCUACUAUUCUGCUGCCGGAAGCGGUGUUGCGGAAGUUAAAGUGAUCAACAGUGGAUUUGUGCUGCACGGGUAUCUGGGUCUCAAAACUUUGGUGAUCAAGACGAUUGCCCUGAUCUUCAGCGUGUCGUCCGGGUUGAGUUUGGGUAAAGAAGGCCCUUAUGUGCACAUUGCUACCUGUGUGGGCAAUAUCUCUUGCCGAUUAUUUGCCAAGUACAACCAGAAUGACGGGAAGCGCCGAGAAGUGCUCAGUGCGAGCGCUGCCAGCGGUGUAGCCGUCGCUUUUGGUGCUCCCAUUGGCGGUGUGCUCUUCAGCCUGGAAGAAGUCAGCUACUAUUUUCCGCCCAAAACCUUGUUCCGCACUUUCUUCUGUUGUAUUGUGGCUGCGCUGUCCCUAAAAUUUCUCAAUCCCUACGGCACCGGCAAGAUUGUUCUCUUCCAGGUGCGGUACGGAUCUGACUGGGAAAUUUUCGAGAUCUUUGUCUUCAUUGUCCUCGGUGUUCUUGGCGGUGCCGCUGGCGCUCUCUUCAUCAAAGCUUCAAGCUGGUGGGCACGGAAUUUCCGUCGCAUUCCUGCCAUCAAGAAAUGGCCGAUGCUAGAAGUCUUCCUUGUUGCAUUGUUGACCGGCCUGGUCAGUUUCUGGAAUAGAUAUACCAAGCUACCUGUCACAGAAUUGUUGUUCGAACUUGCCAGCCCCUGUGAGCAGGAUGCAGUGGAAAGCGCGACAGGUUUAUGCCCUAGCGAGGAUGGUAUCCUCGAAGUCGUCCAGUAUCUCCUCGUUGCAUUCGUGCUUAAGAGCCUUUUAACCAUUAUUACCUUCGGAAUCAAAGUUCCGGCCGGUAUCUACGUGCCUUCCAUGGUUGUUGGUGGUCUAAUGGGUCGUAUUGUCGGACAUGCGAUACAGUAUUGGGUGGCUAAGAAUCCCACAUUCUUUUUGUUCAACUCAUGCCCUAAUAUCGCUGGCAUGGAGUCGUGCAUCACACCAGGCGUGUAUGCUAUGGUGGCAGCGGGUGCGACUAUGUGUGGCGUCACACGAUUGUCGGUAACGUUGGCGGUAAUUCUCUUCGAGCUCACAGGAAGUCUCGACCAUGUGUUACCCUUCUCGCUAGCAGUUCUCUGUGCAAAGUGGACCGCUGACGCGAUUGAGCCUCGUAGCAUUUAUGACCUCUUGACCGACAUGAAUUCCUAUCCUUUCCUCGACAACAAACUCCAACCUCUCUCUGACGCCGAAUUGGGAGACAUCGUCCGACCCCCACGCAAAGACCGCAUCAUCGACAUCUCUAACUCGCCCUUUGUUUCUGCAACCGAACUUCGCUCCAAGCUGGAGCACCUGCUGAUGGCGGGCGAGCUAGAUAGCGGACUCCCGAUCCUACGUGAUGGCAUGCUGACGGGUCUCAUUCCGGCGCCGGAUCUCGAGUUUGCGCUGGACACGCUCGGCCAGGACGAAGAGAAUACACUUUGCCUUAUGGCAAUGGAUUCCUCUUUCGCCAUCUACGAUAGUGACAAUGAGGAUGCUCUCCAGGAGGACUUCACCCGUUACAUCGACCCGGCCCCGAUUGCCUUAGACGUGCAUUCGCCUAUCGAUCUAGUGUAUCAAUGCUUCGCGAAGCUAGGCCUGCGGUAUCUGUGCGUCCUACAGAACGGUCAGUAUGCAGGACUGGUGCACAAGAAGGCCUUUGUGAAGUUCAUGAAGGAGAAUGAAUAA